Manis pentadactyla (Chinese pangolin) is the source of this 1537-nucleotide messenger RNA. It is a transcript of the gene THOC3, whose product is annotated as THO complex subunit 3. NCBI's taxonomy places the organism in Eukaryota, Metazoa, Chordata, Mammalia, Pholidota, Manidae. Gene Ontology annotation, molecular function: protein binding. Gene Ontology annotation, biological process: mRNA export from nucleus. Bases 115 to 1170 code for a protein of 351 amino acids. Gene Ontology annotation, cellular component: THO complex part of transcription export complex. The record is from RefSeq and is a predicted model, not a curated record. The transcript is spliced from 6 exons.
ACAAUGCGGCUGCGCAGGGGAGCUGCCGCUCUUCCAUGCGCAUGCGUGGGGCCGCAGCGGCAGGACUGAUUGCUCCAAGGCUGCUGUGGCCUCGCCGGCGUUUCAAAGUUCGGUAUGGCUGUCCCCGCGGCGGCAAUGGGGCCCUCGGCGCUGGGCCAGAGCGGUCCUGGCUCAAUGGCUCCCUGGUGCUCCGUUAUCAGUGGCCCGACUCGCUACGUGCUUGGGAUGCAGGAGCUGUUCCGCGGUCACAGCAAGACGCGCGAGUUCCCCGCGCACAGCGCCAAGGUGCACUCCGUGGCUUGGAGUUGCGACGGGCGUCGCCUGGCCUCGGGGUCCUUCGACAAGACGGCCAGCGUCUUCCUGCUGGAAAAGGACCGGUUGGUCAAAGAAAAUAAUUACCGGGGUCAUGGGGAUAGUGUGGACCAGCUUUGUUGGCAUCCGAGUAAUCCUGAUCUCUUUGUCACCGCGUCUGGAGACAAAACCAUUCGAAUCUGGGAUGUGAGGACUACGAAAUGCAUUGCUACUGUGAACACUAAAGGAGAGAACAUUAAUAUCUGCUGGAGUCCUGAUGGGCAGACCAUUGCUGUAGGCAACAAGGAUGAUGUGGUGACCUUUAUUGAUGCCAAGACACACCGUUCCAAAGCAGAAGAGCAAUUCAAGUUUGAGGUCAAUGAAAUCUCCUGGAACAAUGACAAUAACAUGUUCUUCCUGACAAAUGGCAACGGUUGUAUCAACAUCCUCAGCUACCCAGAGCUGAAGCCUGUGCAGUCUAUCAAUGCCCAUCCUUCCAACUGCAUCUGUAUCAAGUUUGACCCCAUGGGGAAGUACUUUGCCACAGGAAGUGCAGAUGCCUUGGUCAGCCUCUGGGAUGUGGAUGAGUUAGUGUGUGUUCGGUGCUUUUCCAGGCUGGAUUGGCCUGUGAGGACCCUUAGUUUUAGCCAUGAUGGGAAAAUGCUGGCAUCAGCAUCGGAAGAUCAUUUUAUUGACAUUGCUGAAGUAGAGACAGGAGACAAACUGUGGGAGGUACAGUGUGAGUCCCCGACCUUUACUGUGGCCUGGCACCCCAAAAGGCCUCUGCUGGCAUUUGCCUGUGAUGACAAAGAUGGCAAAUAUGACAGCAGUCGGGAAGCUGGAACUGUGAAGUUGUUUGGGCUUCCUAAUGAUUCCUGAUAGGAGGACCUGACACAGGGAGAGGAAGCCCUCGCAGAGGCCUUUCUUUGUAUACUUAGUUUGUAUGUUCUCUUGGAGUUUAUGGGCACCUAAAGUAUUGUAAAUUGAUAUAAAUUACACAUGUCUUUUGUCAGUCUGCCUAUUCCAGUUUCCUUCCUAUUUGUUACGAUAGCUGUUCCCAGGAGGACUCUGCAGUGAUGACACCAGCAUAUCUUGUCCUCUGGGGACCGCCUGGAUUCCCUGCUUUUGGGUGUAUGGUGGACUUUGUUGGGCUUGCUUUACUUGGUCAAUACCCAGUUUGGAGGGGUGGGUGAGGAAGGGUGAGAUGGAGACAGAUCUUUUUAAUAAUAAAAAGAUAUAUAUAUAA